AUGGCAUUCAUCUCGAGUGUUUUUGGUUGUAUUUGCAGCAAUGCAAGUUUAGAAAUUGGCAAUCGUCAAUUUAGAAUAUUGCGGAAAUUUGCAGAAGGUGGAUUCAGCCAAUUGUUUUUGAUAGAAGAAAUAAAAAAUAAACAAAAGUGGGCAUUGAAAAGAAUUGACUGUCAUUCGGACAUUGAAGUGGAAAGGGUUUUUCGUGAAAUUGAAAUUCAUAAUCAGUUUACAUCGAAAGAAAAUAUUUUACGUUUGGAAUGUUACGUAGAAAACGAUUUGCCGAACAGUUGCCGUUUCUCACUUGUAUUUCCAUUUUACAAGCGUGGAAGUCUUCAAGACGAACUAACACUAAGGCGAGCUGAAAGAAAUUACAUUGAUGAAGGGCGAAUCCUUCGUCUUUUUCAUCAAAUAUGUACCGCAGUUUCUUUUUUGCACUCGCUAUGUCCACCUAUUGCUCAUAGAGACCUUAAACCUGCUAACGUUUUGCUCUCUGAAGAUGAUCGCGCUGUUUUAAUGGAUUUUGGUUCAUCUUGCGCGUGUCCGAUAAUUAUUGAAGAUUCGAAGCAAUCACGACGACAAAUUGUAAAUGAACUUAUUGAUGAGAGUGCGGAAUUAUGUUCGAUGGCGUAUAGAGCCCCUGAAUUAUUUUUUUGUGAUGUUGGCGCCAUGAUCACUCAUUCGUUAGAUAUUUGGUCUCUUGGUUGUCUUUUAUAUGCCUUAUGUUUUUUCUCUUCACCUUUCGAUGAAGUUCACGAACGAGGCGAUAGUAUUGCUUUAGCUGUGCAAUCCGAAAAACUAAAUUUCCCAAAGGACAAACAGAUAUUCAGGAAAGAAACUCUUCAAUUAAUAGAACAAAUGCUCAAAGUAAAUCCACAGAAUAGGCCAGAUAUUUAUACUCUCUUGAAUUCAAUAACUGAGCAGAAAAUGAAACUUUAA
Molecule: messenger RNA, 936 nt
Organism: Dracunculus medinensis (Guinea worm)
Lineage: Eukaryota; Metazoa; Nematoda; Chromadorea; Rhabditida; Dracunculidae
Source: the annotation of a GenBank genome assembly